Messenger RNA from Acanthochromis polyacanthus (spiny chromis), 2921 nucleotides. RefSeq names its product protocadherin alpha-3-like. The transcript is spliced from 2 exons. The record is from RefSeq and is a predicted model, not a curated record. Gene Ontology annotation, cellular component: plasma membrane. Gene Ontology annotation, molecular function: calcium ion binding. Gene Ontology annotation, biological process: homophilic cell-cell adhesion. Bases 307 to 2721 code for a protein of 804 amino acids. NCBI's taxonomy places the organism in Eukaryota, Metazoa, Chordata, Actinopteri, Pomacentridae.
GAAGGUUCGGGGGAAUGCUUUGUCUGUCUUGUUGCUGAAUGUAGUUUUUUCCAAUGACCACACGAGGACAUCGUAGACCAUCACAUUUUGAUGCUCUGUUGGUUGUUCGAGGCUCCUCCCAGAUUCAGAGGAUGAUGAUGAUGUUUCUCGAGGCUUUGUUACAAAGAGAAGCAGGGAGAGAAUGUUGUGUGCGGCAGUCGUUUUGCCUCUUUCUCGUUAAAAGCAAGUCAUUUGGAUUCUGUUUCAUCACGUUCACUUCGAUUUAAAAUACGGGAUUUUGGAGACAACAGUCCAUAUGCUGUGUUCAUGCUGGACAAAAUUAUGUCGACGCGGAGGACACGCAGUGCUGUUGGGAUUUAUAUAGUCGUUGUUCUUUUGGAUUUCUGCUGGGAAGCGGUGUCUGGACAGCUCUCUUACUCUGUAUCGGAGGAGGUAAACCCGGGAACUCCUGUGGGAAAUCUCGCUAAAGAUCUAAAUCUGAACGUGUAUGAUUUGGAGGCACGUAUGUUUCAGAUUGUGAGCGGAUCAAAGAGAAAAUAUUUCGACAUAAAUCUAAAAACGGGCAGUCUUUAUGUCAAUGAAAGAAUCGACCGUGAGGAGCUUUGUGCAAAGGCUAAAAAAUGUACUGUCAAUGUAGAAGCCGUGAUCAAUGAUCCACUGAAGCUUUAUCGUUUAGAGAUAAAUAUCGUGGAUAUAAAUGAUAAUGCACCGUAUUUUCCUGAGAAUUUGCAGUCUCUUAACAUUGCAGAAAGUACUGUGCCAGGGGGGAAAUUUGGAUUUAUCGGGGCAUCGGAUCUCGAUGUUGGGAAAAAUGACGUUAGUACAUACAAGCUCAGUCCAAAUAACUAUUUUUCUAUAGAUGUUCACAAAGGAGGGGAUAGUAUUUCAGCCGAGCUUGUGCUUCAGAAAGCUUUAGACCGAGAAAAACAGGCGACAAUAAAACUUACAGUGACUGCUGUCGAUGGAGGAAAUCCACCCAAGUCAGGCACAUCACAAAUUGUUGUUAAUGUCUUAGACAAUAAUGAUAACGCUCCGAUUUUCACUAGUUCUUUAUACAAGGCACGUAUAUCUGAGAACUUAGCAGUGGGUAGCACCGUUAUAAUUUUGAAUGCAACUGACGCAGACGAUGGGAUAAAUGCUGAAAUAGAUUAUUCAUUGAGAAGUAAAGGUCAAGACCACGUUCUCAAUCAGUUUAAAAUUGAUUCAAGAAAUGGUGCAAUUUUAGUGAAAGGAAAAAUAGACUAUGAAGAGAAUCCUGCGUUUGAGAUUCAUGCUCAGGCCAGUGACAAAGGCCAGCCUCCAAUGUCUGCUCAUUGUAAAGUGCUGGUAGAAGUGGUGGACCUGAACGACAACGCUCCUGAGAUUACAGUGACGUCACUACUGAACACGGUUAAGGAGGACGCACAAGUAGGUACAGCUAUUGCACUUGUCUCUGUGCUGGACAAAGAUGGAGGAAAAAACGGGGCAGUUAAAGCUGCUAUUGCAAAUGAGACCCCGUUCAAAUUGGACACUAAUUAUAAAAAUUAUUAUUCCUUAAUAGUUGACGGUCCGCUUGACAGAGAGACUAUAGCUGACUACAAUGUUACGAUAGUAGCAACAGAUGAAGGGACUCCACCUCUCUCCACCACUAGCAUAGUUAAUGUUCAUGUUUCUGAUGUCAAUGACAACCCGCCUCGUUUCUCAGAGCAGCUACUUAAUGUUUAUGUGAAAGAGAACAGUCCAGUAGGAGCCGUGAUAAAAACUGUGACUGCAGUUGAUGCUGAUAUCGAUCAAAAUGGUCAGGUCAGCUACUCGUUUUUACAGAUUAACAGUGACUCACUACCGUUAUCCACUAUGGUUAAUAUCAACACAGAGACUGGAGAUAUAAUCAGUCUGCAGUCUUUUAACUAUGAGGAGUUAAAGACAUUCCAGUUCAAAGUUCAAGCCGCAGAUUCUGGUAUUCCUCCACUCAGCAGCAACGUGACUGUUAAUGUUUUAAUUCUCGAUGAAAAUGAUAAUAAUCCAACAAUUCUUGCACCUUAUUCAGAGCACGGCUCCAUCAACAGUGAGAGCAUCCCAUAUUCUGCUGAAGCAGGAUAUUUUGUGGCAAAGAUCAGGGCUGUAGAUGCAGACUCUGGAUACAAUGCACUGCUGACUUAUCAUCUGUCUGAGCCAAAAGGAAACAACCUGUUCAGGAUCGGAACCAGCACCGGAGAAAUCAGGACUAAGAGGAGAAUGAGUGACAAUGACCUCAAAACUCACCCCUUGGUGGUGCUGGUCUCUGAUAAUGGAGAACCCUCCCUGUCAGCUACUGUGUCUAUUGAGGUGGUGGUUGUUGAAAGCACCGCUGACAUCCACACUCAGUUCAGACAUGUGCCCAUAAAGGAGGACAGCUUCUCUGAUUUGAACCUCUAUCUGCUCAUCGCCAUUGUGGCGGUGUCAGUGAUCUUUCUGCUCAGCCUCAUCAGUCUAAUAGCUGUCAGAUGCCACAGGACAGACGGCAAUUUCAGCAGGUACAGCGCCCCAAUGAUCGCCACCCACCCUGACGGGAGCUGGUCUUACUCCAAAGCUACUCAGCAGUAUGACGUGUGUUUCAGCUCAGACACGCUCAAGAGUGACGUGGUGGUUUUCCCCGCACCGUUUCCACCUGUAGAUGCUGAACUGAUCAGUAUUAACGGAGGAGACACUUUUACCAGGACUCAGACUUUACCCAACAAAGAAAAGGUAAGGAAAUACAGUUAAACAACAUCGUGCAUUGUAAAUCGUAUUUUUAUGGGCUUUGUACUUCAACGGAAACGAAAAAUAAUUUAGAGCUCUCGUUUGAGUCCAUUUUUCUAUCAAAUAUGAGUUAAACUGCGUAUUUGGCCAUGGUUUGGUCACUUCAAUGAUUGCCUAUUCGUCGUAAUGUGCCGGGGACUGUCCUUACCGCUGAAUACGUCUGA